Messenger RNA from Nematocida ausubeli, 2298 nucleotides. RefSeq lists its product as uncharacterized. The transcript has a single exon. Bases 1 to 2298 code for a protein of 765 amino acids. The record is from RefSeq and is a predicted model, not a curated record. Lineage: Eukaryota; Fungi; Microsporidia.
AUGCGCGAAGUUAGAGAUGCACAGAAAGUUUACAUAUAUACAGGCCUGAGCGUCAUGUGCGUGUUUUUUGUCUCAGCUCUUAUUUGGACGGGCACACAGGUAUAUGGAAGCAUAUACCCAACAGAGGCAAACUAUCUUAUUGGGGAAAAAGCAUGUGUAGACACAGUAAAAAAGAUAGAAGAUAUUUCUGAAAGUAAAGAAGAUAGCAAGAGCAGCUACGAAAUGCAAAGCAGCACAGCAAAGCAAGGAGAGAAAAAGACUACAGAGCAUGAACUAGAAAGGAAUGAGGAGGAACCAAAGUCUGAAGAGAAGACUGUCUGUGCGCCAGAAGAGAAUCAUACAAAUGGCUUUGCUGCUGAGUCUGAAGAGAAGAUUGAAAUGGAAGCAGAGUGUGUGCAAGAGAAGCCGCAGAUUAAUACAGAUAUAAUCCCAAUGCAAUGGGAAAGUAAUGUAUAUAAGGGCCCUUUCGAUAAAAAGGCCAAUAUGAAAAUUAAGGUUGAUAAGAUGCUUAAAACUUUCAAAUGCUCUUCAUUAACUAUUUUUCUGGACUCCAUCUGCAAGCUUGGAACAAAAAUCCAAGAGAAAAAAGAAAUUAUUGACUAUUGCUCGAGCCCGUCUUUUGAAAGCCCAAAUAUCCAGAAUAUUAACGAAUUCAAACAAAACAUGGAGCUUCUCAGACAGUAUAUAGAAAAGAAAAUGACUCUAGACAAAAAAGGCUUCUCCAGCUUUGAUGCGCUGCAAAGACAGGUCUGCCAGAUAGAAAUGGCCCAGCAGGCGAAUAAAAGGCACUCGGCUAGUGAUAUAUAUAUGUGGCUAGGCCGAAAAAGAGAUAUGCAUGCAGCUACCGCUGUGCUUUCCAUGUUUAUAUGCAUACCUGCGGUGUAUGCAGACAUGCGUGAAGUCUCUGUAGAAGAAAUUGAGCAGGCAUAUCUGCCAGAGAAGCACACCCUUUCCCAAACCACCCUCAAUGGGCACUGUAAUGUGCUGAAGGGCGUGUGCUGCAUAGUGCGCAUGUGUGAGAAAAAGAAUGCUAGGUGUCAGACCACGAAUAACCUGAAUGUCAAGCUUAAUGCAAAGUACGAAGAGAUUAAAGGUGUGCUUGAAAAGAUGGGCUGCAUGUCCCCGCAGGACAUAUAUCUUGCUGUCCACACAAGCUUCUCUAUCUUCUAUGAGCAUGCCCUGAAAUCCAGCACCCGGCUAGCUGGGGAGGGCCUCUUCCGAAGCACACCCAGCCACUGCAUCCAACUAGUGCACAAGAAGUCGAAUGCUGCAGACAGGACAAGUAUUAUCUUCUCCACUGACUAUGUCGCGGACGGGCAUGCUGCAGAGCUUUCUGUCAGAAAGGCAAGUAUGCACGCUGCGCCUGGCAGCAAAGCGAAUAUGGACCGCCAUGCGCAUGUGUACUAUGUUGAUAACACGAUGCAAACACGCACGCGGGUAUGUCUGCCGCUGUGCAAAGGAGAGGUCUUCGCCAAAGCAUACAAAAUAUGCGAUGCCAUAAAGUGCCUUAGCAUCAUCUUUAGCAAAGACACAGAGAGCAUAUACGUUCUUUCCCAGAGCAAGAAAAAGAAAGGCGAGUCUAAGUGGGCUAUAUUAAAUACAGAAGAGUGCAACAAAGUCCUGGCCACCGCAAUAGAAACACACAAUGUUGUGUUCUACCACAUAGAGAACAGAACUCCUGGGAAUAGAGAGGACUCGGACUACACGGCAGUACAGCUGGCCAGUACGCGCGGAAAAGGUGCUGCAGGCCGGAAUAGUAAAAACUGCGUGUCCGUGCCGCUGUUUGUAACUAACCUUGUGCGCUUUGCAAUGAACAUGCUGUAUAGUACAUGCCCCACAUUUAGGAACGGUUACAAUAUAAAGCCAAUGCCGCUCACUCCUGGCACAUUCACUCUGAAUAGAAUAAACAUGCCGGAAAAUAAGCAUCCCUACUACAGUCCUCUGUACCUGGGAGAGCAUGCGGUCGAUCUUGCAGCCCCUUAUACGGACUGCCAGAGUCUGUGUGCUGUGUAUGAAGAUGGCGGAAAUACAAUUUCUUGGUACGCCCCCAUCCGCACCGGACACCUCAACUAUAUUUGCGCGCACGACAGUGCGUCUAUACAGAGGGAGGAGUACAACUACCAGAACAGCACAUAUCUUGUGAAAGCAAAUGCCAGUGACCUAUUCCGACUGGUUUUCUCCCCGCCGUAUGUUGAUUCAGAAAAAAUCCUUGUUGUGCAGAAUAUCAGCAACAAUGCCAGCUGCAUGGGGAUAGAGCAGCGCAUCACAGCAGCCAUCAUGGGCAACCCCACAUUGUAA